AUGUCACAGCAGUCGUACAAAUGUCCUUCAUGCGAUUAUGCAUGUUUUCAAUUAAAAAGAUACGUUGAUCAUCUGAAUGACAAUCAUGGCACCGCAAAGAAUAUUUUUAUAUCGUGCCAAAUAUGUAACACGACGUUAUGUGCUCGCGGUUUUUCGAAACACGUCAGUCGAUUUCAUAAAACAUGUUUAAGUUAUGAUAAUAAUGAUGAUGAUGGUAAUAGCAGCAGUACAAAUAAUUGUUCGAGUGAAAAUGGUUCAAUAAAAGAUCGAAAUAAUUGUUUACUCAAUGACAACGAUAAUGAUAAUGCGAUGGCGAUACCACAUCAAGAACCACAGCAAACCAUAGAAGAAGGUGUUACUGAUCCAGCAUGUUUAUUUAUUAUGAAACUUCUACAUUUCCUCUUAACACGUCAAUCAUUAUUUUACGUUUCUGAAGCAGCAAUUAAAUAUGUUGCUUCCAAUAUAGCUGAUAUUUUGGAAUGGAUGCUCAGUCAUAGUGAAGUUGUUCGCCAAGGAAUUUUGUUUUUAAGACGAAUGUCAUCUGUCAAUAGUCGCUUGAAGGCUGCUGAAGAAAACUUUGGCUACGAAUAUCCACAAAAUAACAAUGUUCGUAUUGCAUUACAAAACAACAAGUUUAUUCAGGUCAAGUGGAGCGUUAUACCAUUCCUGAAAAAUCUGGCUAUGUUUUUGAAACUACCAGAAGUACAACAAGAUUUAACUCGUCCAAUAGGCACAAUUUAUCCAGUAAUGUUGGAUGUAACAGAUGGUGAUUUUUGUCGUUCACACUUGUUAUUUCAAAAUAACCAGUAUCUCAAAAUAGAAUUAAAUUCAGACGACUUAAAUAUUACUAAUGCAGUGUCUCAUAAACUACACAAAAUUUUCUUUGUGUACUGGUCGCUACUGAAUUUACGUCGUGAUCAUCGUACAGGUCAAGUUGCAAAACGUUUAGUUACUGCCUGUGAUUCAAAGGCGUUGAAACAUGAUUUAUUUGAACAAAUCCUCAGUGAUUUUUUAACCGGUAUAAAAGUUUUGGCUACAGAUGGUUUACGUGUAAUGGUUGAUGGUUCAGAAAGAAUUUAUAAAGGGGCAUUAUUAUUCACAAUUGGUGAUUAUCCAGCCCAGCAAGCCAUCCAUGGCCGGACAGAAUCGAUUCCAUCCAAUUAUACAAAAGAAGAUUAUGAAGGUGCCUGUUCUGUUAUUGAAAAUAUGUCUUCUGGUGAAAACAAUAGUUAUCUCGAAUUCUGGCGAACAACAUUAGGUAUCAACAGAAGAAGCAUAUUUUCAAAUUUACCACAUUUUGACCCAACGGUUCAAGUGUUAUUUGACCCGAUGCACGUCCUACUUCAGGGUAAUCAAAGUUUUUUAUCAUCACUGGAUAAAACAAUACUUUUUGUCCAAAAGUCCCUGCAACAGGAUAGUUCGUUUUUAUGUUCACGACGUUCUGCUUUGUUUAGGUGUUUGCAUGCCAUUGGAUGCAGUGCAAAUGUAUCAUCUUUUUAUCAAUUUACCAUUUAUUUUACGCUCAUUAUUAAAUCGUUAUCAAUAGAUAUUUUGAAAAGCGAUACAUAUUUACAAGGUGUUACACCGAUAACAGCUACCUUAUCUGAAAAUCUUGAAAUAUGGGAUUUGCCGGUUCUGCCCACUCAUACUGAACGAAAAAUUAAAUUAAAUUCGAUAUGGUAUACCGCUGGUGCAGUGUUAUGUACAUCAAAUGCAUAUUUAUCAGACAAUAUUGAAUUGGUCAAGAUUGAUCAUAUAUUUGUUGCUGAUGGAAUACCUACAUUUGGUAUCCAUUUUUUGAAAAUCAUAAGUUAUGAUCAGUACAUGAGAGCUUUUCAAGUUCAAGAACGUGAACGAUUUGGCACAGUAGCAAUUGCUGAUUUAAAACAUAUAUGGCCACUGAAAUUAGUUAAUUCAAAUAAUAAUAUUUAUGUUGCAUUACGUCCAUACGAAUCUAAAACAAAUGGCUUUGAUCACUCAGUAUUAUCAUCGUCGAUAAACGAUAGCAGUGCAACAACUACACCAGAAACGACUCCCUGUUUGUCAUUGUCUUCAUUAUUAAAUUCAGAACUUGAUUGUUCAACGCCAUCAAAAUGUCAUCAAUCACCUCCAGAAAAUCGAACGUCGACGCCAUUAUUAAAUACAAAAAAAAAAGAAAAUAUAGAAUAUAUAACUCAAUCACAAGUAAUGUUUUCAGAAGUCUCACCAACAGCAGUUGCAAGGAAAUUAAAUUCCUCAAAACAAAGUAAAAAAAUGCCCGAAUCGCGUGUUCACGUGCCUACAUCUCUUCAGUUACCCGCUUAUACAGAAGCGGUUGAAAUGGCUUUAAAAACCGGCAAUAUUAAACCUGUUGCUGGUUUAUUUUUUCGUCAAACUCGUGAUCAUAUAAUGGCUCGUUACGAUACGAAAACAGCAACUGACUACAGAAAUAUCAGUAUUGCUAUCGUGUCGAAAUAUUCAAACUUAGCUGUCGCUCCGGGUUUCCAAAAAAGACAAACCUCCACAUCAAAAAUAAAAUUAGAAAAGGAAAAAAGGAGGAAUUUAGACAAUGAUUCUGAUGACGAUGCAAAUAGCGAUUUAGAACAAAAUGAUUUUUCUUCGAUCCUAAAUCCAGAUGAAAUUCCUACACAAAAUGAAGAAGUCAUUGUGGAUUAUGAUCUUCUAACUGGACUCUUAUCUCCAAAAAGAACAAACACAGCAACGUCUCACGAUACAGAAGUAACAGCAUCACAAUCAUUUGAAAUAAGAAAGGAAGAUGCAGAUUUACAAGAAUUAUCACCCCCAUCAUGCACUGUAAAUAAGCAAGAUGAACCAGAUAACACAGCAGCAAAACAAAACUAUUAUGAACAAUUAAGACAAAAAGUCAAACGAAUUCAUCCAAUGCUGCGUUGGAUUUGCGUGAUAUUACAUCGACACAGACGACGUCAGAGUCUGCUUUAG
This is a messenger RNA of Didymodactylos carnosus, 2940 nucleotides long. Lineage: Eukaryota; Metazoa; Rotifera; Eurotatoria; Philodinida; Philodinidae. The record is from the annotation of a GenBank genome assembly.